AUGUUAACAAGUGCUUUAUCAAAUCCAAUGACCGGCAAUUUCUAUCGUGAUAAAGCUAAACAACCUAAAGCUUCACGUUCGAAAAGUCAACCGGGACAUGAAAGUCGUAUUAGUUUUCUUCCACCCAUAAGUACAUCACCAGUACGUCCAACGAAAAGUUUCUUUGAAAAUCUUCUUCAUUUAAAACCAUAUGGCUCUUUAUCAACAGCAGGUGCAAUGGAUAAUCGAACAAGAGUAUCAGCUUAUGGUACAACUAUUAUAAGUGAUCGUUCAUCACGUGCAAAAAUGGGACAUCAUUCAGUUGUAUCAGGUUAUAGUGCUCAUUCAACAAAUGAUCAUAUGCCACAUGAUGCUCGCCCUUUACCAACUAGAUUAACAUUAAGAUUUCGCCGAGCAGGUGAUUUAAUUUUAUUUGCAAUUCAUUGGUGUAAUUUUGCCCGGAAAAAAAAUCAGUUACGUUCUAUGGAGUAUCAAUCUUAUUUGCAAACUAACGAUACACCAGAUAAACGUAUGUUCGAUAAAACAAAUUUUAAAAUUCAAACAUUAGAUAUUCUACCUGUUGUUCAGGAAUUCUUUAAACAACCAACUGGUGAACGUAAUCUUGACAAUGCUGAUCAGGUUCGAAGAUGUUUAGCUGAUGUUAAACCAUUUUCACGCUUACCAAAAGUAUUCCAAGAUCAAUUAUUACAAAAAGCGUGUUAUCCUGAACAACGUACAAUUAUACGUCAAGGUGAACGACCUGCUUAUUUUUAUAUAGUUUUAUCCGGUUCAGCUAUUCCAACAUUUAAACGAGAGAGUGAUGGUAGCGUGGAAACAUUAGAUGUUUUAAAACGAGGAUGUACAUUUGGAGAUCAAAGUUUAUUAAAUGAUUCAAAACAAUAUUAUACUGUUAUGUCAAAAACAAAACUUGAAUUAUUAGUUCUAUGGAAAAAUGAUUUUAAAUCAAUCUUUGCCACAAGAGAUCGACAUUGUAGUAAAGCUGAUUUACGAUAUUUAAAAAAUCAUAUAUCGUUUUUACGAGGUUUUCCAUUAGACCGUUUGAAUGAAAUUCCAAAUGGAAUUCAACAUCAUCAUUUUGGAUUAUCGGAAAUAAUUGCAAGAGAUAGUCGACGUAUGAAACAUAUAUUUAUUGUUAAAAAAGGUUCACUUGAUGUAUGGAAACGUCUUGAUCCAGUUGAUAAUAAUCAAGAUUUAACUAAAUCAACACUUGAACGACUUGAGAAUGAAAAAGUAUAUGAUGAUCAAAAUGAUUUGACAGGAGAUUCUCGAGCAUUAUUUUCUGAUAUUCGUCUUGGUGCUGAUAGUAGUGGAUCUUUAGCAAAUGCACUCGAUGGUGCUACUCGUUCUAAUCAUUCACUAGGUGAAGAUCAACGAGCUGCAUCAGCAGUAUCAACAACAUCUCGAAGUAUUAUUAAUGAAGAUAAAAAAUUUCCUGGUUUAAUUGAUAAACGUGAUCGAAUACAAUUAAUUGAUUAUGAAGCAUUAUCAAUAAAUAGUACUGGAACAAAAUUAACAUUAACAAAUGCAUUAUUAAAACAGAAUCAAUCAGCAAAUAAAGAAACUGUAAGACGAAAAUUAGCUCAUCCUGAUAAAAGAAUUUAUGUACAUGUUAAGACAUUGAACGAAGGUCAACAUUUUGGUUUGACGGAUAUGUUAUUUCCAAAUCAACCAGCGUUAACUGUAAUUAGUAAUGAAUGCGAAUGUUUUCUAUUAGAUAAAGCAUCUUUUACACAAUUUGUAACUGAUCAAUAUAAAAAAGUUGUUCGUCGAACAGAAACACCAUUUCCAAAUGAUGUUGCAUUUGAUGAAAAAUAUCAUAAGAAUGAAGUUUGGAGACGUUAUUCAAAAAAAUUAUAUUUGGAAACACUUGAUCGUCUUAAUCAACGACAUCCAGAAACUAUUAAAUCAUCAGUUAAUAUUAAUGAACCAAAACAUUAUCAACAUCGACAAUCGAUUCUUAUUGAUGCUAUUUAA
Messenger RNA from Adineta steineri, 1974 nucleotides. Lineage: Eukaryota; Metazoa; Rotifera; Eurotatoria; Adinetida; Adinetidae. The record is from the annotation of a GenBank genome assembly.